GGCGGGCAUGCUCCUGCGGGGCUUCCUCCAUCGCUGCACCUCCCCUCCAGCGUUGCUGUUGUCUGUGCAGGGAGUUGGGUAGGGAAGCCCUGGGCAGAACUACCGGGUAUCUCCCCAGCUGUGAAGUGAGGAAAUGGUGCUGUCGCUUUUAUGCAGGUCCAGGGUGCUGGUUGCCCUGUAAAGCAGGAGGAGGGUGUUCGGUGAUACUGAGGUGGUAGUAGGAGAGGCACGAGGUUUGAUUAGCUGUGUGGUCAGCAGCGCGGCACAAGGAAAUGCAAUGGCCUUGGCGUCCCUGGGUUUCGCACUUUCCCGGCUCUCGCAGUUAGUGAGACGAUACAGCAGGUCUUCGCCUCAGACUGAUGAUCCAAACAGUAAUGGUCUUAAAGUAACGUGCAUUAUCUGUCUACAAGUGGCUGUUUGGUCAGCAGUGGGUGAAGAUAGAUUUGAUGGGCUUUUGAUAAAGAGGGUUAGGUGUGCGUAUGUGAAUGUCAAGCCACAUCCCUCUCCAAGCCCAAGUGACAUUUUUUAUAAAUGAAGUAGUUGUUUACAGGUAUACUUUGCUAGAUCCUAUCAAUGAAAACUAACUGGGUGAGAAUGUCUUGCCUACCUCAACAAACCUGUCAACAGCCACCUAGCAACUGCUUUGUGCCAAGGUCUCUGCUGCAACCAUCCAUUCCAUAAACACGAGAAAUGCCAGGUGUGUGGGGGUUUGUCAUAGCACAAAUAUGCUGUUGCUUAUGUUAACUGGCCAUUCAGAUACCUAUUCUGUUUUGUUAAACGUUAGUGUUUUUAGAAGCUUAAUGGCAAUUCUAUUCUGACACGUGACAUCCUUAAAAUCUGGUUUGUAAAAUAAAUUCAGUUGAUUGGUUCAAGUCCACCUUGUUUAUUCCCAUUAAAGAGUAUUUUUUGUUUUAGCGCCACUAAUCUUUGGCAGUAAUUAUUUAGAUUUCAGUAAGGUCACUGGUGUAAAAAUGCAGCGGGAUCCAGAAAUUGGGGAGGGCUGUUGAUUGUUGUUGCCUUGCCCUCGUUAUCACAAAUAUUAUGAGAAGUGGGCUCUCUUGUGUUUCUACUCUCUGUUCUUUUUUCUGGGUUGCUUAGGAUACAGCCUUUUUAGAAAGUGGUGUUUCUUCCACUCUCAAAAUAGGUAUUAAGGUGCAUAGUAUUGUUCAGUUUGUGUGGAGUCUUAAAAUUGUCUUUCAUGGCAAGCAAUAGAGUGUUACUGAUCUGUGUUGUUCUUUACUUGUUUAAAGACUUGUGAAAAAAGUCCGUAAAAGAAGUCCUUGACUUCUGCAAGUCAAAUUUCAGAAGUCAUACUUUUCUUAAGAAGCAGGGCUACUGUGAGGCACAGUUUCAAGCUGUGUGUGAGUGCAACACCCAUGAAUGUGCGAGAAACAGGAUGUCCCCAGAGCUGACUGUUGUGCUUCUUAGGCUGAGAAACUGAGUACUGCUCUUGUUGGGUGUAUUUAUGAAAUACAGUUUCUAAAAAUGUUUUGGGACAUUCUUGAUGCAAAAUGGUAUACUUUUUAUUUUUCUAAGGUUGCAUUCAAAUGAGUCUAUUAAAGCAAUUUAUAUUUCACCUUAACAUUUCUGGUUAGCACAAAACUUUCUCAUUUCUUGCAACUGACUUUUCACCUGCCUUACUCAUUCUGUGGUCUUAGUAUUCUGUGGAUGUCACAUGAAGAGUCAUAUUGCAGGUGAUUGUAGUGAACAAAAUACUGAGUUUAUGAUAUCAUUGAUGGAACUGUGUAGAAAGAAAAGGGUUAGGGAACAAUGCUGCCCAUGCAUCCUGUAAUAAAGGUAUUUUUUUUGGAAAGGCAAGAAAAUUCCCCAUAAUGUAGGAAAGACUCAGUCAUGUUUUAGUGCAGCUGAAGCUUUUCAUAGGCAUAGCUCCUGUUGGCUUUCAAAUUAUUUGUAUUUGAGUUAUUUAUUUAGAAGAAAUAGCUAGAAGUUAGGGCACAAGGGAAGAAAACCACAAAAGCUCUAACAUUAGUGCUCUGUAUUUUCUCCUAAACUAUUUAAUUGGAAAAUUACUUUGCUUGGAGAAUUUCAUUGCUUGUGUGAAUCCUGAAUGUAUGCAGAUAUAAAUCACUUAAUUGUUUCUCUCCAUUUAUUUGUUGUUAACCUUCUCAUAGAGUUUUUUCUUUGCAUAUUGUAGUUUUUCUGAUCAGAAAUUAUGAAUUUUGAAGAACAAAAUUAUAUGAGAUCAGUCAUCUCUUUCUUUUGACACUGUAUUUGAAAGAGUAAAACAUUCACUUUGUUUGUGAUUUAAAUUUUAAUCUAGUACUUCCUUCCUCGUUAUCAGAUUUUGAAGCUCUUACUUUUUCUUUAUUCCUCACACUUUAUAUAUUUAUGCAUGGUACAUAAACCAAGGGAUAGAGGGAAAAAAAUCAAUAUAUUGCCAGAGUAAGUCAAUAUAUUGACAUCAUUUAUUUGCUAUUGCUGCUGAAGUAUAAUGAAAAAUAUAAAACUUAAUUUACGAUUAUAGGAAACAGGAAACAAAUCUGUUUAACUGAAACACAUUGGCACUACUGCCGUUUUACACAGACAUUUCUCUUUUAAAAAAAUAUUAGACUUUUGAAAUGGCCUAGAACAGAGAUUUGAGAAAUUCUAGUUAGAAUUAACGUGUUUGUUUGGAGACAGCUCUACUCAGUAAGGUGGGGUUUGAAAACCUAAAUAGAAAGUAACCUGUUACAUGCUGCCUUUCAAACAAAUGAUAAUGGUUGUUUGCAUAUCACACUUUCAGGAGAUAGAGAAGACAGAUGAAAAAUCACCCUGUCUUGAGAGUGACAUCUGCAUUUGUGUAGUUCUUGCUUAAUUCUGGAUUUUGCCAUCCAAGGGUUGGUGCUGCAUGGGCCUAAUUAUCUUUGUCUGGCUGUACAAUACAAUCUUCAUCCCAAAGGUCAUCCUUUUUCCUCAUUAUGAAGAGGGAAAUAUUUCAGUUGUGGCAGUUUUGUGUUAUUACUUCUGCUCAUUGUUUUGUAUAGCUUCAUUAUUUAGAGCCUCAGUAGCAGAUCCAGGAAAACUACCUGAAAAUCCAGACAUACCAAUUACAGAGCGAGAACAUUGGGAGUUAUGUAACAAGUGCAAUAUGAUGAGACCAAAGCGUUCACACCAUUGCAGUCGCUGUGGACAUUGUGUGAGGAGGAUGGAUCACCACUGUCCAUGGAUUAAUAAUUGUGUUGGUGAAGACAAUCAUUGGCUGUUUUUGCAGCUGUGUUUCUACACCCAGAUCCUUAGUUCCUAUACGCUGAUACUUGACUUCUGCCAUUACUACUACUUUUUGCCUCUGAAAAAAGAAAACUGGGAUGUGUUUGUAUUUAGACAUGAACUUGCUCUCCUAAGAAUAUCUGCCUUCAUGGGUCUAAUAAUAUUAGGUGGAAUAAGUCGACUCUUUUACACUCAGCUAAUGGGUAUUUUCACUGACACUACAAGUAUAGAAAAAAUGUCUAACUGUUGUGAAGACAUAUCGAGGCCCCAGAAGCCAUGGCAGCAGACCUUCUCAGAAGUUUUUGGCACUCAUUGGAAGAUCCUGUGGUUUAUUCCUUUCAGGCAGCGGCAACCACUGCGAGUUCCCUACUACUUUGCCAGUCAUGACUAAACAGAUGGAUGGUGGGCGCAGAUGGGUCCUCCAUGCUGGAAGUGCAUUACAGGUUUUAUGAUAAUAGGACUGUGACAGUCUUCAGGUCAAUUAAAAUCCAGUCAUAGGCAUCACUGUGUGGCCCGGGCAUUAUUUUAGUUAUGGUCUGGAUUUUAUUCUGAAAUUAAGGCAAGUUAAACAAUCAACUUCAGGCUUAUUUUCUUUCAAACUAGCUUUCCAAAGAGAUUCCUUUUGUCUUUGAGGUUAAUACCAAAAGCAAACAAUUGGAAUGUAAUCUUCAUCCAGUUUGAUACUGGCUCUUUCUUUUUCUUCCUUUUUUUUUCCUUUUCUUUUUCCUUCUGUUUUAAUUUUUGUGUAGAAAGCACUGAAGUUUACAUUGGUGGUUAGCUUUCUCACUAAGUGUCUUAUUCUGCCUUGAAAUUUUUUUAGAGUUUUUAUCAGUAGGUCAGUCUGGAUAAUAAUAAUGUCUUUUUUUCUGCUGCAUAUGUUUAAAAUUCCAUGAUUCCAUGAGUUAUUUAUGAUAUGCAAAAGUAAUCCUGCAGCACUGCACUAUAAAAGGUAACAUUGAAAGCUGAAGCAGAGUACUUCCUAAGCCUUUCUCAGAGAGGUUUUGUAGAGGCACACAAAUGUGUGUGUUUACAUGGAGAACAGCUUACAGUUACCUUCUGGCCUAGAUAUGAUGUUAGUGAAAAGUGUUCAUGUCUUUAUGUCAGUGAGAGGGAUUAAAUAUUUCAGGGUAAACUAUGCAGAUACUAUGCAUGUUUUCCCUAAAUCCCAAGGAUUUGAAUCAGCAAUAAUCAACAAAGAAGUUGCAUGGUGCAAAUAUUAGAAUGAUUACUUUUAAAAAAUAUAGAUGUAGUUAGUUAGCAUAAUGUGUCAUAAAGCAGAGUAUAUUGUCAAUAAAAGUUAAAAAUUUUAUAUUUACUUUUCUUUAGUCUUGAUUAGCUGGAAUUGGUCUAAGUGUUUGUAUAUUUAAAAUAAAAUUAAUUAAUAUUUAUACAUAUUUAUAGAUUUGCUAUUAACAUUGAAAUAUAUAAACACAUUUAAUAGGAUACUAUGUUAAUGUUGAUAGCUUUUAAGUGUGGAAGUAGUUAACCAAAGAAAGUGUCUUUCAGAUCUGGUAAAAUGAUAAUUAUUUCCAAAGUACCAGCUCGGUCUUCCUGUCUCUGAAAAAGUUAUGUACCUGCUUUAGCUCUCUGUAUCUAUACAAAUAUUAACUUCAUGAUUGUGAAAACUAAUAUGGAUUUCUAGGAGAAAUUCACAACUCGGUGUUUCCAGUUAUGCUGCUUACUGUGUUUUUUGAGUAGUCUAACAGGACUGGGAUCCCCCUUAAAUAACAGCCAUGCAGCAGGACACAGUAAAAGACACAAAAUCAGGAUUUUAUACAUGUAGAUUGUGCAGAAAGUAAUAGUUUAUUUGUGAGAAAAAGAAGAGUAAGAAUUUUCAUGACUGGUGUUCGCAAAAAAUUUUUAGAUUAACUCUCUUAAAGUCUUAGUACAGUUACUGCCAAUCUUAGGUGUCCCUUUAUUGAAUUAACAGAUUUUGAUGAUCCACUGAAAGUUCCAAGAAGUGCAUCUUAAAAAUCACUUGAACUUUAAACUUAUGUAAAUGUCUAACAUUUGAUCUGACCUUACUUUUCCUGUCCUAUUAAAAAUAGAUGCAAUGUUUCUUUAAUUUAAAUUUAAGCCUAAUGUUCAGCUGUUUCCCUUUUUAUUUUCCUCAUGCCAGUUGUAGUGAGGUUAGGCUUUCUUUCAAGUGGUAUUGGCAUAUUGGCAGCAAUAUUUAAACAAAAAGGAGCUUGAGGAAAUGGAUGAAAAGACUGAAGCAGUGCUUGAAAUUGAAAGGAAUCAGGACAUACAUAAUAAAGUAAUGGCUCUAUUAUUUUCUUUUCCUUCCCCCCACUAUUUUAGUCUCUUAGGAAUAUACAGGGAAAUAAUAUUUCAUUUUCUGUGCCAAUAUUUAAAUGUUUCAUGAGCAAAGCAUAGUUUGAAAUUUUUAAUGCUGUUCAGCUAUCAGAGCAGUUGGCGCAGUUCUGAACCUUAUUCAGAAAGAGAACCAAGAAUUUAACUAUUUUUUGGUAUAUUUAUCAUGGGGCAUAUAAUUGUGUGUUCUGCUUCCCAGUAUUACUGUUUCAGGCUGGAGUAUCAGUUAUACUUUCCAGGAAGUGAUGUCUGUAAAAAUCUUGCCUGUUUCUCAAAUGAAAGUGCUAAUUUCACAAUUUCAUGUUCUCAAAUGUUCCCAUGUUGUUUGAUUUGCUUUGAAAUCUACUUUUUCUCAGUCUCCUACUCAUCAUAACUGAUGAAUAUUCACAAUAAUUAAAAAUAUCAUAAUUGAUAGGCAUCAAUUUGCAACAUGAUUAAGACUGCUCAUUUUUGUCCCUUUUCUUUUUCUAAGUGUUUGGGGGACAAAGGGGAGAAUUUGGAGAGUCUUGACAUUUUAGGAGGUACUAAAUUUAGGAGGUACUCUUUGAAUGAGAGGCAUCUAAAAUGGUAAAAGUAAUAAUUUUUUUCUUAAUUCAGCUGAAGGACGCUAUCAUGUUAUUAGUUUCUCCAAGUAAUGUUUCUGAAACUAAUUCUCAGAAUGAGUUGUUCUGUCAGGAAAAAUCAGACUUUAUCAACCAAUUUAAAAUCCUUCAGACCUUGAAAUUCUUGAAUCCUUUGAGCCAUUGCUUUCUUUCCCUCCAUAGGAAAAGAAAGUCUUCCUUAGAAUUCUUUCUUUUAGUAAAAACUGCAAUUUCAAGAUUGAUUAGUGUUUGUUAUUUUUAUGCAUUAAAAAAAAUCUUAAAGACAGUGUUACUAAAUUUCAUCCUAGUAUAAUAUCCGAACAACAUGUACUUUAUUAAGAAAAGUGAAUCUUAUCUUCUGACUUGGCAAUAUUUGAUUUCCUGAAAGGCACAAAGAGAACUUGAAGAACCAAUGAACUCCUCUCUGAAAAAAUUUGCAAGUAGCUGGUUUAUUGACAGUGUGGGAUAACUUCUGGUAGGACCGAAAAAUGUUAAGUUGCUGUCUUCUCAUAAUCAGAGAUUUGAGAUUUCAUUUGAAAAAUGCUGAUGUCUAAAAUAAAAGAUAUUUUAUUAAAUAAUAUCUGUGAAUCUGUCCUCUGAUCUGUUGCUUUGAAGGAGAGAUUCCAUCACACAGCUGGUCUAGUAGUUCAGUUACACAAUAAUUUUCACUCUUGAGCAGGAGUUAUGAGUCUUGAAUUUUCACAUACAUGGAGUUUUAAGAAUAGAUUUUCUAUGCAUCUGUCUUUAUUAAUAUAUUUAACUUUUAAAAUAUGUUCUGAGCUGUCCUUCAGAUAUUCCUGAGAAUUAUUUUGACUAAUUAGUUUAUCAAUGCAUGGUUAAUAAAACACCAAGUGGAAUGCCAUGUAUCCUGGUUUAACACCAGUCAGCAGUUAAGCACCACAGAGCCACUCAGUCAUUUCCCCCCAGCAGGAUGAGGGGAAGAAUUGAAAGAGUAAAAAUGUGAAAUGUGACAGUGACUGGGGAAGACAAACCCCAUCACUCCAAACAUUCAUGUGUUCCUCCUUUCCCGAGCUUGCUUGCUGAGUGUCACACCAUGUGCUGUGGGAUGUCCCUGGAGUCAGCUGGGGUCAGCUGUCACACCUGUGUCCCCUCCCACCUCCUUGUGCAUCCCCGGCCUCCUUGUAAGGAGCAAAAAGGCCAUCCACCGUGUUUCCUUCUGGCUCAGCUGUAAGGAAAGCAUUCCUCUGCUAUCAACACUCUUCCCAGCGCAAAUCCCAAACACAGCCCUGCAUUAGGUCCCUGAAGAAAAUUACCUCAUCCCAAACCAGCAGAUCAUGACGGAUCACAUUGUGGUUUGCAUUCAGAAUCCAGGAUAUUUAAUUGUUCAUGUUACCAUGUUUGGUUGGUGAGAAGCUCGACUUGACUUGGUAAUGUGUGCUUUCAGCGCAGCAAACCACCUGUUCCCUGAGCUGCAUCAUAAGAAGUGCAGCCAAGAGGCUGAGGGAGGUGAUUUUCUCCCACUAAGAAGUUGAAUCUAAUUCUAAAUUAGUUGAAGUAUUAGGAUCUCAAAAGCAACAGUGUGGUGCUGAGUGCUGGUCGGCACUGCCUUUGGGAAGAACAGGUAUUUCUAAAUACACCGUCCAUACUUAGGUAACAUACUACAUGACUGGAUACUUCAGAAAAUGUUCCUCAAAAGAUUUUUGUACUACUUUCUCACUGGCUGAGUAUUUGCCCUUAGGAGGCAUUGAAAUACUUGUAUCUGUGGACUGCAUAAGGCCUAGGAUUUCAGUUCUGCUGAAAUUAUCCAGUGAAAUCUUUUGUCUUGGCCAGGCUAUGGCAAAGUGGCUAAAACCUCUUGUAGCAACAAGGGCCAUCUAAGUAUCAAUGGUGUACAGAGGUUUUCAAGUUAGAAAAUACAAAAUUUAUCUUCUAAUUUCUGUGCAAUCCUGGGGAUUUCCAUGCACAUUCCCUGGACUCAUAUCUGUAUAUCACAGCGGUUUUCAGACAGGAAAUUAUCACUCUAUCUCUUUAACAGGAAAAAGAGUACUGAUUUUUGUAAACUAGCAUUCUGAAUUUUGUAGCUGAAACAUGGGCAUGUGAUUGAGUUUUAUUCAUUUGCUCUUAGUUUGAUCUUGACUAUUUUCAAAUAAUGCUGAAUGAAGUUCCUACUGGAAUUGAAAAUUAUGAGGUCUAACACUGAUUAUGCCUGAAUUGUAAUAUACGAAGUGAAUGACUGAAUAAUAUCAGAACAGGAAAGCUUACUGUGGUAUUCUUUUAAUCAAAUCUGAAAAUGCAUGAGUAUGUUCAGCUAUAAGCAUUGUAUUUUUUUAAUUUAUCUUUGUUAAUUUGAUUCAUGUAAUGUUUCUGUGAGAUUUCUUAAGAUGGGUUAAAAUUAUGAUUUAUUUUUUUCAUUCCUACUGAGAAUUUUUUUGU
Molecule: messenger RNA, 8495 nt
Organism: Zonotrichia albicollis (white-throated sparrow)
Lineage: Eukaryota; Metazoa; Chordata; Aves; Passeriformes; Passerellidae
Source: RefSeq, a predicted model, not a curated record